Molecule: messenger RNA, 1601 nt
Organism: Bacillus rossius redtenbacheri
Lineage: Eukaryota; Metazoa; Arthropoda; Insecta; Phasmatodea; Bacillidae
Product: clavesin-1
Exons: 8
Coding region: 219-1091 (290 amino acids)
Cellular component (GO): membrane
Molecular function (GO): phosphatidylinositol bisphosphate binding
Source: RefSeq, a predicted model, not a curated record
GAUAUUAAAGAGGGGAGGGGGGGUGGUAGUGGAGACGUCGAAGUCUCUAUCGCGGGAGGGCGACCUCUCGGGCAAAGACCAGAGGAAAAGAGCAGCCCAGUCGAAGAACGGCAGCCAAGACUGGAAGAAGGUUCGUCCGAGAAGAAGACAGAUCUCUUCUCUCGUCGACCGCCAACUUCUACCGUCGCGACACCAUCAGGAUCUAGCGCCGAGACGCCAUGUCGUCGCGGGACCGCGUGAGGAUCUGGCGGGACCCGCUCAGCCCGGAGUCGGCGCUGGUGGCCGAGAAGGAGCUCCGGGAGAUCCCGGAGCGGGCUGCAGAGGCGCUGGCCGCGCUCCGGGAGCUGCUGGCAGGCCGGAAGGACCUCGUGUAUCCUGACACAGACGAGUUCCUCAUCCGCUUCCUCCGGCCGACCAAGUACUAUCCGGAGAGCGCCCUUGGUCUGAUGGUGCGCGCGGCGGAGUUCAAAAACAAGAACGCCUCGGUCGUGCAAGGCCUGAAGCCGGAGGACGAGCAGUCCACGCUGACAGACAACGACGUCGUUAACGUGGUCGUCGACAGGGACCAAGAUGGCCGCCGCAUCCUCAUCAUGAACCUCGGCAAGAAGUGGGACCCGUCCAAGGUGACGACCAACCAGAUCUUCCGGUGCCUGUACCUGACGCACAUCGGCGCCUGCCUGGAGCCCGAGACGCAGGUCAAAGGCGCCGUGGUCAUCAUGGACUUCAGCGGGCUGGGCAUGCGGCAGGUCACGUCCUUCACGCCCUCCUUCAGCAAGCUGCUGCUGUCCUUCAUCCAGGAGGCGAUGCCGCUCCGGCUGAAGCAGGUCCACAUCGUGAACGAGCCGUACAUCUUCAACAUGGUGUUCCAGAUCUUCAAGCCCUUGAUCAAGGACAAGCUCAAGGCUAGGAUGUUCUUCCACGGCAACAAGAUGGCGAGCCUGCACAAGCACAUGGACCCUGCCUUCCUGCCGGCAGACUUCGGCGGCUCCAAGCCCGCCAUCGACUACAGCAGCAAGGACUGGUACCCGGUGCUCGUCAGCCUGGAGGACGAGGUCAAAGAGUGGAAUAGUUUCCAACUGGCGAGCUCCUAGCCCGAAACAGCAAGGCGCGGAAGCCUGGAGACGAUGGAAACCAGCCAAGCAGUGACGUCAUGGUGAUGGGAGGAAGGCUGGCUUCCGAAAUCCAAGUUUACAGGCAACGUUCCGAAACACGGGAUCCGACCAGCGAAAACCUCACACAUUCCUGCCUUACAAACUGAAUGAUGAUUCAUAUAGCUUGUACCGAACCGAACUUGUACCCUAGUAUGUAAGCGCCGUAACGAAAAAAAAAAAAAUCUUAAUUAUAAUUUUUUAUUCUUUUCAUAUAAAGAUAUCCCAAAGGUUGUCGAGUUUUCCUUUGAAUUUUAUUCUCUAUCGAGUGAAUGGAUAUGAACUGAAAGUUAUCACAGUUGUUGAAAAAAAAAACUUUAUACAUAAAAGGGUUUUAUUUUCAGGAAAUUCCAGAAUUUUUGACAAACCUCUCUUGUAGCACUUUAAAAAUACUCAUAAAAUACUGUUGAGUUGUAUAUUUUUUAUGAUUUUAAUAAAUACUUAUAUUUAAAA